AUGUCUUCAGCACCUCCCUCUAGCAACCCACCUCCCAACCCGGAAAAGAAGCCAGAACCAUCGACAUCCUCAGAUGCUCCAGCUCCUACAGAGGGCCCCGCCCCAAUGGAUGUCACCCCAGAUGUCCCGCCAGAGGAGACCUGGGCCGAUAUACCAGCCGACAUCCUUGCAUUAAGCAGCGAGGAAAUUGCACAACGAACGAAGCUUAUAGACAACGAUAUCAAGGUUAUGAGGUCAGAAACGUUACGGUUGCAGCACGAGCAAAGCGUAAUGAAGGAGAAGAUCCGUGAUAACAAGGAGAAGAUCAAACAAAACAAAGUGUUGCCUUAUCUUGUUGGAAACGUUGUGGAGAUUUUGGAUAUCCACGACGAGGAUGAAAUAGAUGGCGCCAAUCAAGACCUUGAUUCUAUGCGGAAAGGAAAAUGUGCAGUCAUCAAAACCUCUACACGACAAACUGUCUUCCUUCCUUUGAUCGGUCUUGUACCCGCUGAGAAGCUCAAACCUGACGACCUCAUUGGUGUCAAUAAAGAUUCAUAUCUCGUUCUUGACACUUUGCCGACGGAGUACGAUUCACGUGUGAAAGCCAUGGAGGUAGAUGAGAAACCUACAGAACAGAUGGAUGUUAUUGGUGGUCUCGACAAACAAAUCGAAGAAAUUAUGGAAGCCGUUGUGUGGCCCAUAAAAAACUCAGCCAGAUUCCAGAAGUUGGGUAUCAAGCCUCCAAAAGGGUGUUUGAUGUAUGGACCACCUGGUACCGGGAAGACCCUUCUGGCAAGAGCAUGUGCAAAUUCUGCGGAAGCUUGCUUCUUGAAGUUGGCGGGUCCUUCACUGGUUCAAAUGUUUAUUGGAGAUGGCGCUAAGCUAGUACGUGACGCAUUUGCUCUGGCAAAAUCGAAGGCACCUGCCAUUAUCUUUAUCGACGAGCUCGACGCUAUUGGCACCAAACGCUUCGAUUCAGAAAAGAGUGGGGACCGUGAAGUACAAAGAACGAUGCUGGAACUCCUGAAUCAGUUGGAUGGGUUUGGUAGUGACGACCGAAUCAAGGUUAUCGCCGCUACAAAUCGAAUUGAUAUUCUUGACCCUGCUUUGCUUCGUUCUGGUCGUCUUGAUCGAAAGAUAGAAUUCCCUCUACCCGACGAAGUUGCUCGAGCCCGAAUUCUCACCAUCCACUCUCGCAAGUUGAAGGUGGCCCCAGAUAAUGUGAACUACGCUGAAUUGGCAAGGAGUACGGACGAAUUCAACGCCGCACAGCUCAAAGCCGUGUGUGUAGAAGCCGGCAUGAUUGGUUUACGGGAAGGCGCCACUGAGCUGACACACGAACAUUUCCUGAGUGGUAUUGCAGAAGUGCAAAGCAAGAAGAAGAAUACCCUCAUGUAUUUCGCCUAG
Psilocybe cubensis is the source of this 1386-nucleotide messenger RNA. RefSeq lists its product as uncharacterized. NCBI's taxonomy places the organism in Eukaryota, Fungi, Basidiomycota, Agaricomycetes, Agaricales, Agrocybaceae. The record is from RefSeq and is a predicted model, not a curated record. Gene Ontology annotation, molecular function: ATP hydrolysis activity; ATP binding; proteasome-activating activity. The transcript is spliced from 6 exons. Gene Ontology annotation, cellular component: proteasome regulatory particle, base subcomplex. Gene Ontology annotation, biological process: proteasome-mediated ubiquitin-dependent protein catabolic process. Bases 1 to 1386 code for a protein of 461 amino acids.